AUGAGCUCCUUCGACCUCCCGGCACCCUCCCCACCUCGCUGCAGCCCCCAGUUCCCCAGCAUCGGCCAGGAGCCCCCCGAGAUGAGCCUUUACUAUGAGAACUUCUUCCAUCCACAGGGCGUGCCCAGCCCUCAGCGGCCCCCCUCCUUCGAGGGGGGCGGCGAGUACGGGGCCACCCCCAACCCCUACCUCUGGCUCAAUGGACCAGCCAUGACUCCACCACCCUACCUGUCGGGCUCCAACACCAGCCCCUUCCUGCCCCAGGCCUACGGUGUGCAGAGGCAGCUGCUGCCAGGCAUGUCUGGGCUGGGGGGCGGCGACCUGGGCUGGCUGCCCAUCCCCUCGCAGGAGGAGCUGAUGAAGCUGGUGCGGCCCCCCUAUUCCUACUCGGCUCUCAUCGCCAUGGCCAUCCACGGGGCGCCCGACAAGCGGCUCACCCUCAGCCAGAUCUACCAGUACGUGGCCGACAACUUCCCCUUCUACAACAAAAGCAAGGCCGGCUGGCAGAACUCCAUCCGCCACAACCUGUCUCUCAACGACUGCUUCAAGAAGGUGCCCCGCGAUGAGGACGACCCGGGCAAAGGGAAUUACUGGACCCUGGAUCCCAAUUGUGAGAAGAUGUUCGAUAACGGAAACUUCCGCAGGAAGAGGAAGAGAAAAUCAGAUGUCUCCUCCAGCACGGGAUCCUUGGCCUCGGAGAAAACAGACAGCAGCCUCCUGGCGGGCAGCCCGAAGACCGCAGAGGCCCAGGACAUCUUGGACAGUGCGUCACCAGGCACCACGAGCUCCCCAGAGAAGCAGUCCUCACCUCCCCCGUCGGGUACCCCAUGCCUCAACAACUUCCUCUCCACCAUGACAGCCUAUGUGAGCGGUUCGAGCCCGGUGAGCCGCCCUGUGGCAACACCAGGACUGAGCCCUGAGCCCGCUGACAAGAUGGGGCAGAACUUGCUGAACUUCAGCUCCUACACUCCACUCACCAACCUCAGCAGCCAUGGGGGCGGGGGCGAAUGGGCCAACCCCAUGCCCACCAACGCUCUCGGCUAUGGAGGCUCUGUCCUCAACCAGUUCAGCCCUCAUUUCUACAACAGCAUCAACACAAACAGUGUCCUCUACCCCAGGGAGGGCACUGAGGUUUAG
Puma concolor (puma) is the source of this 1137-nucleotide messenger RNA. It is a transcript of the gene FOXI1, whose product is annotated as forkhead box I1. The record is from RefSeq and is a predicted model, not a curated record. Gene Ontology annotation, biological process: anatomical structure morphogenesis; cell differentiation; regulation of transcription by RNA polymerase II. NCBI's taxonomy places the organism in Eukaryota, Metazoa, Chordata, Mammalia, Carnivora, Felidae. Gene Ontology annotation, molecular function: DNA-binding transcription factor activity, RNA polymerase II-specific; RNA polymerase II cis-regulatory region sequence-specific DNA binding.